AUGACGAGAGAUAUCACCAACCACCUUCUUUUUGAAGUUGCUACGGAGGUGGCUCACAAAGUUGGCGGUAUAUAUUCUGUUUUGAAAUCUAAAGCACCAAUUACAGUUGCUGAAUAUAGAGAACGCUAUACUUUACUUGGUCCCUUGAAUUAUGACUCGGCCCAGAUUGAAGUCGAGGAGUUGCCUGUUAAAGAUCCUCUUAUCAAACAAACUUUGGACUCGAUGUCGGGAAAGGGAAUUAGAUGGUUAUAUGGUAGAUGGUUGAUUGAAGGUGCGCCACGUGUCUUACUCUUUGAUAUUUGGUCAGCAUCAGGCUUCCUCAAUGAGUGGAAAGCGGAUUUGUGGAAUGUUGCUGGUAUUCCUACUCCUGAUCAUGAUCUGGAGACAAAUGAUGCUAUAUUGCUUGGUUACUUGGUAGCAUGGUUUUUGGGAGAGUUGGUAUACAACGAUAGAGACAGAGCGGUGAUUGCCCAUUUCCAUGAGUGGCUCGCCGGUAUCGCCUUGCCCUUGUGUCGUAAAAGAAGAAUUGAUGUCACGACUAUAUUUACCACGCAUGCUACCUUACUAGGAAGAUACCUUUGUGCAGGAUCUACCGAUUUUUACAAUAACUUGGCUACUUUCGAUGUUGAUGCCGAAGCAGGGAAAAGAGGUAUUUAUCACAGAUAUUGUAUUGAAAGAUCAGCGACUCAUUCUGCCGAUGUGUUCACUACCGUUUCCCAUAUUACAGCUUAUGAAAGCGAACAUUUAUUGAAGAGAAAACCAGAUGGUGUUUUGCCUAAUGGAUUGAAUGUUGUUAAAUUCCAAGCAGUGCAUGAAUUUCAAAAUUUGCAUGCUUUGAAAAAGGAUAAAAUUAACGAGUUUAUUAAGGGUCAUUUCUAUGGUAACUAUGAUUUUGAUUUGGAAAAUACCUUGUAUUUCUUUAUUGCGGGAAGAUAUGAGUUUAGAAACAAGGGUUGUGAUUUUUUCAUUGAAUCAAUGGCAAGAUUGAAUCAUAGAUUGAAAGAAAUUGGUUCCAAGAUGACGGUUGUUGCCUUCAUCAUCAUGCCUGGUAAAACUCAGUCUUACACCGUUGAAACUUUGAAAGGACAAGCUGUAAUUAAGCAAUUAGAGUCAACUAUUGAGGAAGUACAGAAGAAAGUCGGUGAGAGAUUAUUUGAACACUGUGCUAGAUACCCCAAUUUGGAACACGUAUCAGGUGAAAAAUCAAAUGAGGUGCCAUCAAUAGAUGAAUUGAUCAAGCCAGCUGAUCGUGUUUUGUUAAAGAGGAGAAUUUAUGCAUUGAAAAGAGAUGGACUACCACCAAUUGUUACACAUAACAUGGUCGACGAUAGCAACGAUCCGGUAUUGAACCAAAUUAGACGUGUUCAAUUAUUCAAUCGUCCCGAAGAUCGAGUUAAGAUCAUUUUCCACCCUGAAUUCCUUAAUGCCAACAACCCUAUAUUAUCGUUAGAUUAUGAUGAAUUUGUUCGUGGAUGUCAUUUGGGGGUGUUCCCAUCAUAUUAUGAACCAUGGGGAUACACACCUGCUGAAUGUACCGUUAUGGGUAUUCCUUCAAUUACCACCAAUUUAUCGGGAUUUGGUUGUUACAUGGAAGAUUUGAUUGAAAACACCAGUGAUUAUGGUAUCUACAUUGUUGAUCGUAGAAUGAAAUCUGUUGAUGAAUCAAUUGAUCAAUUAACCGAUUAUAUGUUUGAAUUUUGUGAAAAGACAAGAAGACAAAGAAUCAACCAAAGAAAUAGAACUGAAAGAUUGAGUGAUUUGUUAGAUUGGAAGAGAAUGGGAUUGGAAUAUAUUAAGGCUCGUCAAUUGAGUUUGAAGAGAGCUUAUCCAGACAAGUUUAAAAAUGGUGCAAAUCCAUUCAACAACUCCUCAAAUUUGAAAUUGACUAGGCCGUUAUCUGUUCCUGGCUCUCCUAGAACCAAGAUUGGAAUGAUGACUCCUGGUGAUUUGGGAAGUUUGCAAGAAGCUCAACAGGGAUUAAAUACUGAGGACUAUGUUGGAUUCAAAUUAGGUUUAGCUGCUGCGGAUGACGAUCAUGAGGAUCAUGAUCACCAUAGUCAUUAUCCAUUGACAUUGAGGGGCCACUCUGUGCCUUCUGAAGAUGACUAG
Messenger RNA from Lodderomyces oxycetoniae, 2109 nucleotides. RefSeq names its product glycogen (starch) synthase (gene GSY1). Gene Ontology annotation, biological process: glycogen biosynthetic process. The coding region runs from base 1 to 2109 and encodes 702 amino acids. The record is from RefSeq and is a predicted model, not a curated record. NCBI's taxonomy places the organism in Eukaryota, Fungi, Ascomycota, Pichiomycetes, Serinales, Debaryomycetaceae. Gene Ontology annotation, cellular component: cytoplasm. The transcript has a single exon. Gene Ontology annotation, molecular function: alpha-1,4-glucan glucosyltransferase (UDP-glucose donor) activity.